Coccinella septempunctata (seven-spotted ladybird) is the source of this 3810-nucleotide messenger RNA. RefSeq names its product catenin alpha. Lineage: Eukaryota; Metazoa; Arthropoda; Insecta; Coleoptera; Coccinellidae. Bases 174 to 2906 code for a protein of 910 amino acids. Gene Ontology annotation, cellular component: catenin complex; adherens junction. The record is from RefSeq and is a predicted model, not a curated record. The transcript is spliced from 11 exons. Gene Ontology annotation, biological process: cell-cell adhesion; cell migration. Gene Ontology annotation, molecular function: actin filament binding; beta-catenin binding; cadherin binding.
UUUCACAAAGUAUUUGUUUUGAGUGUUUUGACGUUUUGAAGUUUUUUAUGAGUCACACCCUGUUUACCUAGAAUCCGAAUCUGAUAGUGAGUAAUAUUUUAAUGAUAUGGUGAAAUCAUUACCUGGGUGUAGGUGUGAUUGAGUCUUUUUCGAGAUAAGCUAACUGAGAAAACAUGACCCUUACGAUUGGAGACCAUCUUGGUCUCAAAUGGGAUCCUAAAAACUUAGAGAUAAGAACGAUGUCCGUGGAGAAGACCUUAGAACCAUUGGUGUUGCAAGUGACAACAUUGGUCAAUACCAAAGGACCUUCCAAGAAGAAAAAGGGUAAAUCCAAACGUGCCAAUGCGCUUGUGAGCACCGUGGAGAAAGCUACAGAGAAUUUUAUCGAAAAAGGGGAGCAGAUUGCUUAUGAGAAUCCUGACAUAACCCACGAAAUGCUGGCAGCGGUGGAGGAAGUACGGAAAACAGGAAGUACCAUGAGCAUAGCAGCUAGGGAAUUUUCCGAAGAUCCCUGUUCUUCGUUGAAGAGGGGAAACAUGGUUAGAGCCGCCAGGAAUCUUUUGUCCGCCGUUACUCGAUUACUCAUAUUAGCCGACAUGGUCGAUGUUCACCUCCUCCUGAAAAGUUUACAGGUGGUCGAGAACGAUUUGGAAAACCUGAAAAACUCCUCGAAUCAAGACGAACUCAUAGACAACAUCAACGCCCUGCGUCGCAACGCCAACGAACUGCUGAACCAGUCGGCCAAGCGUCAGCAGGAACUGAAAGAUCCCCAACUGAGGGAUGACCUGGCGGCCGCCAGGGCAGUGCUCAAGAAACAUUCCACCAUGUUGUUGACAGCUUCAAAAGUGUACGUACGCCAUCCCGAAUUGGCCGCUGCCAAGGCCAACAGGGAUUAUGUAUUGAAGCAAGUUUGCGAGGCUGUCAAUACGAUAAACGAUGUGGCUCAGGGGAGGCCCACGAUGUCUACUUCAUGUCCGUAUGAUGGUCCAGGGGAACUGGCGGCUGCUCUUGACGAAUUUGACGAUCAUAUGGCGAUGGAACCGUUGGCUUAUAACGAGAUUCAUACGAGACCCUCUCUGGAGGAACGUUUGGAGAGUAUUAUCAGCGGUGCUGCAUUGAUGGCAGAUUCCAGUUGUACCAGAGACGAAAGGAGAGAGCGUAUCGUUGCGGAGUGUAAUGCUGUGAGACAGGCCCUUCAAGACUUGUUGUCUGAGUACAUGUCGAAUAUGGGAAAUAAAGAUAAAAGCGACAAAUUAUCCGGUGCAAUCGAGAAUAUGGGCAAGAAAACCAGGGAUUUGCGAAGGCAGCUCCGCAAAGCUGUUGUGGACCACGUCUCAGACAGCUUCCUAGAGACGAACGUACCCCUUUUGCUCCUCAUCAAGGCUGCGCAGAGCGGUAACGAGAAAGAAGUGGAGGAAUACGCUGUGGUCUUCAACGAGCACUCCAACAAGCUGGUCGAAGUGGCCAAUCUAGUUUGCAGCAUGUCCAACAACGAGGACGGCGUGAAGAUGGUGAGAUACGCCGCCGCCCAGAUAGAAAACUUGUGCCCGGAGGUGAUCAACGCCGCCAGGGUGUUGGCGGCCAGGCCCAGGAGCAAGGUGGCCCAGGAGAACAUGGACGCCUUCAAGCAGAUAUGGGAGAAUCAGGUGCGUAUCCUGACGGAGGCCGUGGACGACAUAACGACCAUCGACGACUUCUUGGCCGUCUCCGAGAACCACAUCUUGGAAGACGUCAACAAGUGCGUGCUGGCGCUUCAAGAAGGGGAUCCGGACACUUUGGACAGAACAGCGGCUGGAAUUCAGGGUAGGUCGAACAGGGUGUGCACCGUCGUAACCGCGGAAAUGGAUAAUUACGAACCCUGCCUGUACACCAAGCGAGUCUUGGAGGCUGUUAAAGUUUUAAACGAGCAAGUGAUGCCUAAGUUCACCCAGAGGGUUCAGGUGGCGGUGCAGGCCCUGUCGAGCAACCCUACCAAAGAGGUGGACGAAAACGAUUUCAUAGACGCCUCCAGGUUGGUCUACGACGGCGUCAGGGAGAUACGAAGGGCUGUUCUUAUGAACAGGGCUGAUGAAGAUUUGGACCCCGAAGACGUUGAACUGGAUGAGAAUUACACUUUGGAAACUAGGAGUAAAUCGAGUGCACACACUGGAGAACAUGGGGUGGACGAAUACCCCGAGAUCAGCGGUAUCACGACGGCUAGGGAGGCCAUGGGCAAGAUGCCCGAAGUGGACAAGCAGAAGAUUCUGCAGCAGGUCGAAUUCUUCAGGAGCGAGAAGUUGAAAUUCGACAGGGAAGUUGCCAAAUGGGACGACGCAGGCAACGAUAUCAUCGUGUUGGCCAAACAUAUGUGCAUGAUCAUGAUGGAAAUGACGGACUUUACGAGAGGACGUGGACCCCUGAAGACUACGAUGGAUGUUAUAAACGCUGCCAAGAAGAUUUCGGAAGCCGGUACGAAAUUGGAUAAAUUGACAAGACAGAUUGCUGAGCAAUGUCCGGAGAGUUCGACGAAGAAAGAUUUGCUUGCCUAUUUGCAAAGGAUCGAUCUGUAUUGUCAUCAGAUGAACAUUACGUCGAAAGUGAAGGCUGAUGUUCAGAAUAUUUCGGGAGAAUUGAUUGUUUCAGGGUUGGAUAGUGCUACAUCCUUGAUUCAAGCGGCGAAGAAUUUGAUGAACGCUGUUGUUCUCACGGUUAAAGCUUCUUAUGUUGCUUCGACAAAGUAUCCAAGACAAGCUGGGAUGGUUGCUUUACCAAUUGUUGUUUGGAGAAUGAAGGCUCCCGAGAAGAAACCACUGGUGAGACCCGAUAAACCGGAGGAGUUGAGGGCUAAAGUCAGGAAAGGCUCUCAGAAAAAAGUGGAGAACCCAAUUCAUGCGUUAUCUGAAUUCAGUACCACAGAAUCUGUAUAAUAAUGAUAAUAUUCGCAACCAAAAAUAAAUGAAACAAACUCUAUCAUUUUAUAUAAUCUUCAGGACUAUAAGGUUCUAGAUCAACAAGAUAUUUGAAUAAUUUUUUUCUGAAAGAUUUUGUAUCAUGGUUAGGAGUUUAAGAUUUUCAGGCAUCUGCACUAGGCUUGCUGUUAAAUUGUGUUUUGGGUACAUGAAGUUGUUAUUUCUUGUUUCCUAGUAGUUUUUCGGGUUUUCAUAUUUAUGGAGUAGGUAUGGAUUCUUUUUUACUGUCCAAACAAUCAAACUUUGGUCAGAUCAAGAAACAUUCCCGCAGCUAGUUCUCCAUUUUCAAAGGCUUCAACUAUUUUAUUAAUGAACUGGUAAACUUAGACUUCCCCUUUGUGUAUUCAUGUUGAUUAUUUCCGAGUAUUUAAUUUUUUACUAGGAAUUCCAUUAAUUGUGUACAGUUUCAAAGUACCACCGAAUCUGUAUGAUGUAGAAAUUUUAUUUUUUCAAUCGUAAGAUCGCCCCAUAUAUUAAAGAAUUGCAUUUAUUCUGAAUACUUUUAUAUGUCGGUGGAAAUAAGGCUCUCCUUAUGGCAAUAAUGUAAUCGACUUGGAGUAUUAGAAUUACUGGAUGUUUUACACUAAUGUAUUUCAAUUUUUCACCCUUCACGACUUCUUUUAGCUAUAGGAUAAAAGUAUUUCCAUGCUUUCAAUAUUUCGCGAGCAUUUGGUGCCAAGAACUUCAGAUAGGACUCAAGAUGUAAUCGUUUCGAAUUAUGAGUUGAAAUUGAUGUGAUUUAUAAAUAGAAAUGUAUUAAUUUUUUAUACUUUUUUCCAGUUGUAACUGAAAAGUUUCUUUUGACUUCCGCAUUUACGAGUCAUGAAUUUUUCGAUCUUUAUAAAUAAAAUUUAUUAGUCAA